CUAGCGACCGACACAUCAUUAUUUGGGUCGGGUGUUUAAACCGUAGGCCAUAAUUAUAUAGCGGUCUGGUUACAGUUGCUCUAAAUGAAAAUGGCUGGAAAUUGGAAGGAUAGUGAAACGAAGGAACUGCUUUCUAUCCGAUCAGAUGAAGAAAUUAUCCGCCAACUGAACGGCACCGUUCGGGAUGCAGUGGUGUACGAGAAAAUCACCCAGAAACUCAAAGAGCGUGGGGUUUUCAGGGAAAAGACGCAGGUGAUUAAUAAACUGAAAACUCUACGGAAGAAGUUUCACCAAAUUAAACAACGCAACGGCCAAGUGGGAAAGUCCGACUGGCCGUAUUUCGAUAUGUGCCAUUAUAUAUGGGGAGGUGGACGUUCUGCAAACCCCAUGGCGUUGCUCAGUCCUUUAGAGCCUUAUCCCUCUGAGAAUGAUGCUGAAACCGCUCUGAGUGAUACAGAAAUCCUCAAGACUGAGGUGUGCACUGAAUUUGUGCCUUUAAGUCCAGCAGAAUCUCCUCUUUCUCCUCAGUCACCACCAAAUAAAAGUGCUAAGAAAGUAUCACGUGGGGAACAAAUGGUGAAGGACAUGAAAGAGUUUUUCUCAGAAAUGGACAGAGACUUUGAAGAAAGGGAGCGCCUUCGUAUUCUGGAGCAGAGACAGUAUGAAGAGAGCUUAAGGAAGGAGGCAAAAGAGGAGGAGAAAGAAGAGCGUGCCAGGCAAAUGGCCAUGUUUAAAGAGUUACUAGAAUCUCAAAAUGAUCUGCUAAGAGAACUUUUGCAGCGAAUCCCAUCAUCAACUUCCCAGUGGCUUACCCCAUCUAAAAGUAACGGUGAACCUGAAUCCACUGCAAGUGUUGCAAAUAACCUAGAGACCAAGGAGUGCACAAACUUUGUACCCUUUAGUCAUGUAGAAUUACCUCAAUCACCACCAAACAAAAGGGCAAAGAAAGUAUCAAAGGAGGAACAAAUAGCCAACGACAUGAAAGAGUGUUUUGCAGAAAUUGCCAAAACCUUGGAAGAGAGAGAACGUCUUCGUCUCCUGGAACAGAGGCAACAUGAAGAGGACUUAAGAAAGGAGGCAAAGGAGGAAGCACGAGAAGAACAGGCCAGGCAAAUGGCAAUAUUUAAAGAGAUGCAGGAGUCUCAGAAUGGCCUAUUAAAGGAACUGCUGAGGCGUAUGCCUUCACCAGCAUUACCGCAGUUAAAUUCUUCUAAGUACUGGAACUCUGGCAAUCAAUCUAGGUUCAAUGCAGACACUGCUGAUAAUAGUGAUGUACAAAACACCUCAGAAAAUGACAUGAUUUUUAACCCACCUUCAUCUACGUCCUUCACAGAGUAAUAACCAUUAUGUUUUUUAAUUAUUUUUGUACAUUGUAUUUAUUUAGUAGCCGUCUUGAGUGUAAUUCAGUCUAAUUCAGUUGCUCCUGCUGUUAGUCUGAAUCUAAUUUAUAUUUUGGUACAAUUUGUUACCGCACUUAAUGUAAGUAGUUUUUACAUGUUUUCUACAGUGCUUUCUGUAAUUCAACUUGUAUUCACUUGCACAUUUGCUUGAUGAUUUCAUCCAAGAAGACAGUAAA
Tachysurus vachellii is the source of this 1576-nucleotide messenger RNA. RefSeq names its product inner centromere protein-like. The transcript is spliced from 3 exons. The coding region runs from base 85 to 1338 and encodes 417 amino acids. Lineage: Eukaryota; Metazoa; Chordata; Actinopteri; Siluriformes; Bagridae. The record is from RefSeq and is a predicted model, not a curated record.